Osmia lignaria (orchard mason bee) is the source of this 2575-nucleotide messenger RNA. RefSeq names its product venom allergen 3-like. Lineage: Eukaryota; Metazoa; Arthropoda; Insecta; Hymenoptera; Megachilidae. The record is from RefSeq and is a predicted model, not a curated record. Gene Ontology annotation, cellular component: extracellular region.
UGAUUACCUUGAACCUGGUCACGUGGAUGGCGAAGUUGGAAGUCUAGUUAUUCGAAUCUCAGAUUCGAUGUUCUUCUUCAGCUCCUCGAUGGAGUUAUGACAUCAAAAGUCAUAAUUUUACAAAAAUGCUCAAUAUAAAACAUUUUGCUUGGUAAUAAAAUGCGUCUAAUGUGAUUUCAUAAGAAAUGGCUUGAGGUUUCUCACCAUUUUGAUAACAUAACACAGAAAUAGAAAAAGAUUAAGAUCUCCAAAAGCAUAAUUUUGACGAUUAAAUGUCAGGGUCAGGUGAAAGUAUGAACGGUUCUAUUGAGUAUUUUUUCCAGACUAUAUCUAUCACAGAAAAAAAGGAUACUAGUAAACGAGGCUAUCCCACACCUUCAAUAUAUCACAAUAGUUUAGCCAACUUGUAAAUAAGUUUGCAUUACAAUAUUCAUACUUACAGAGAUAAUAGACAAUUACAUCGAUUUACAAACAAAUCGCUUAAUUCAAAGAUCUAUGAUUAAAGAAUAGUUAAAAACUAUCAGUAAUUGAAAUGUGUAGCGAUUUAAAAUAAUUCUUGCAGGUGGAAAUUAAAAGAAACACAGCUACUUCAUUCAAGAGAACUCAUCUAUUUGUAAGUUAUGGCGAAAAAUGCGUGAAGCUUAGGAGGGAAAGCUGGGAGAAAAAUGUAAAAGAAAAACUGUGAUACUGAGAAACUAACUGAUUGUGUAACUAAACUGAUAAAGUAAAAGAUAUAUAUCGGAGAGCACAUCCGUACUCUCAUAUGCACAGCAACAAUUGUGAGUGGCAAUAGUACAGUGGGAAACAAUAUUCAAUUAUGAAGAGAUUUCUGGGUAUCGUUAUUGUGAUUGCAUUUGCAGCAACUGCAAGUUCGGCAAUCAAUUGCACUAAUAAUAUAUGCCUGGCAAGUGGAUCGCAGCACACUAUGUGCAUGUAUACGAGUUCGAAACCGGCAGCAGCCUGUGGUGAAGUAAUAUCUGUGGGAUUCACAGACAAAGAGCGAAGGCAAAUACUUCAUGCACACAACAUGCAUAGAUCAUUCAUCGCUCAGGGUAUAGAAAGAAGAGGAUAUCCCGGACCACAACCACCGGCAUCGAAUAUGGAAACAAUGGUUUGGGACAACGAACUGGAGGAAAUAGCUCAGAGAUGGGCGAUCCAGUGCGAAAACGGUAACAGUGGAUGUGCACACGUUGAUCGAUUCCUUGUCGGGCAAAACGUAGCUAGAAUGUAUUCUGGAAGUUCGACUUCAACACCAUCAGCCAUCGUGGAUACGUGGUACAAUCAAGUACAAAGGAUGGACCGCAAACAAGUUUCCCGACUUACAAGUACCAAUGGCGUGGAAGGCUAUACUCAAUUAGUUUGGGCUAAGACGAAUAGGCUUGGUUGCGGUAAAAUAGAGUAUACAGCAAAUAAUUACAAGUAUUAUUAUGUGGUAUGUAAUUAUGGUCCAAGUGGUAAUUUUUUGUACGAUCCAGUGUACGAAAUCGACAUGCGACGGAUUAAUUUAAAAAACAAUGUCUCAAUUGAUAUGAACAAAAUGUGUUGUGAUUCAAAACAAUUCCGUCAAAUGGAAAUUAAAAGAAACAAAGCUACUUCAUACAAGAGAACUCGUCUAAUUGUCAGUUACUGUACAAAAUACGCGAAGCUUAGGAGGAAAAGGUGGGAGGGAAAAUGUGAUAAAAAAGAUUGUGAUACUAAGAAAUUAACUGGUUCAGUGACUAAACUGAUAAAGCAACAGGUAUAUAUCGGCGAGCACGUCCGUACUCUCAUAUCCACAGUAACAAUAAUUGUGAGUGGCAAUAGUACAAUGGCAAACAAAAAUUCAAGUAUGAAGAGAUUUCUGGGUAUCGUUAUUGUGAUUGCAUUUGCAGCAACUACAAGUUCGGCUAUCAAUUGCACUAAUAAUAUAUGCCUGGCAAGUGGAUCGCAGCACACUAUGUGCAAAUAUCCGAGUGCGAACCCCGCAGCAGCCUGUGGUGAAGUAAUAUCUGUUGGAUUGACAGCCAAAGAACGAAGGGAAAUUGUUGAUGCACACAACAAGCAUAGAUCAUUCGUAGCUCAGGGUUAUGAAAUAAAAGGAAAUCCAGGACCACAACCAGCGGCAAAGAAUAUGCAAAAAUUGGUUUGGGACAAUGAACUAGCGCAAAUAGCUCAGAGAUGGGCAAUCCAGUGCGAUAACAUUGCCGAUGGAUGCAGACACGUUGAUAGAUUCCUGGUCGGGCAAAACUCGGCUAGAAGAGAGACUACUGGUAACGUGACUGCAACACCAUCAGAUAUGGUGGACCUAUGGUACAAGCAAGUUGGAAAUAUGGACCGCAAACAAGUUUCCGGACUUACAGGUACAAGCAACGUGGGUAGUUACACUCAAUUAGUUUGGGCCAAGACAAAGUUCAUUGGUUGCGGUAAAAUAGCAUAUAAUGUAAGUUCGCGCGAGUAUUACUAUAUGGUAUGCAAUUAUGGCCCAAGCGGUAAUUUUUUGCCUGAACCAGUGUACGAAAUCGUAUUACAACGCAAAUAAUUUGAAAAACUCUGUCUCUUUUGUUAUGAAGUAAUAAAAAAUAUUUUUAAGAACAAA